Molecule: messenger RNA, 343 nt
Organism: Oncorhynchus keta (chum salmon)
Lineage: Eukaryota; Metazoa; Chordata; Actinopteri; Salmoniformes; Salmonidae
Product: stereocilin-like
Exons: 2
Coding region: 39-323 (94 amino acids)
Biological process (GO): cell-matrix adhesion
Cellular component (GO): stereocilium tip; cell surface; kinocilium
Source: RefSeq, a predicted model, not a curated record
UAAGGUGAACAUUGUUUUCUCUCCAGGAGUACCUCCAAAUGCCCAGGGAGAGUAUCCGCACACUGGUGAUGUCAGCAGAGAAAGAUGCAGUGAAGAGGUUUCUGUCUCACAUGCACCAGAGCUGGGACCAGCUGCACGUAGAGACCACUCAGUCCUCUCAGAGAGAACUGCAGGCCAUGGAGACCAUGACAUCCGCCUUCAUCCACAAGUUCCCUCGUGUGACCCCUGACCUCUUCGUCGACCUAUCACAGUUUAUACCUUUCAUGUCCGUCUCUGACAUCAUGAGCUUCCCCACCUCCCUGAUGGUCAACACCAGCGUGUGAGUUACUAGGCCUGAGCUGCC